Messenger RNA from Bombus pyrosoma, 2959 nucleotides. RefSeq names its product T-complex protein 11-like protein 1. Lineage: Eukaryota; Metazoa; Arthropoda; Insecta; Hymenoptera; Apidae. The transcript is spliced from 8 exons. Gene Ontology annotation, biological process: signal transduction. Bases 627 to 2171 code for a protein of 514 amino acids. The record is from RefSeq and is a predicted model, not a curated record.
AAGUUCACUGUUGAGCAUCAAUCUAAAAAGUUGUAAAUACACAAUUCGUAGUUGUUUGGAACAAAAUUGAUUUUUCAACAUGACAAUUUAUAUAUAAAAUUGCUGGUAAAUUUAUAAUAGAAAUGUGAAUUGUAUUAUAUAAAAACAUUGGAAUGUUUUGGUAAAACAUCAAGUCUAGAUAUUAUUUUACGCAUUUUGACUUUCUAGCGAAUUAAUUGCAAAUUAUCAAAUAUAAUUAAAUCUACAAAAAGGCACUUUCGUAUUCUUUCGUUUCUAAAUAAAUAAAUGGUAAAAAAUAAGUUUAUGUAUACAAUAUUGCAAAAUUAGUUUUGUUUGUAAACAGAUCAGCAUAUACAUGCGUUGUUUGAUUAGAAAGUAAAAAAAAUUGCAUUCAGAAAAAUAUUUCGUGCGAUAUGCAUAAAUUAUUAUUUUUGAUAUAAAAUAUUUAGGAUUGAUAUCAAAAAUAUUUAGAAACUAAACUUUUGCGAAAGGUGCAUUUUUUUUAUAAAAUAUAGAAACUAUGACAAAGUUUGACCUCCUUGUCUUCAAUAUCUAUUGCAUUUAAGUGCCAGCUGUUUCUCAGUGCUGAUCAUGCUACAACAAAACAGUUAAAUCAAAAAUUAAUCAUGCCAGAUAGGAAUCAAAAAAUGGAAAACAAUGGAGAACAAAAAUCCAAUAUCAAUGAAGCUAGCACAUCUGUACCUGUAGAUUGUAAAUCUGAUUCUCAUCUUGAGACAGAAGAAGAAAAUGCAAAGGGGCAAAAGACACCAAAUUUUGUGGUAGGUGGAUUAAUAGGAGCAUCACCACCAAAAUUUGUUUCUCUCGAAGAAAUCAUAAAUGCUGCAAAUGGUAUGAAAAAUAUGGCAUUAGCACAUGAAAUUGCAGUGGAUAAAAAUUUUCAGUUACAAAAACUUGAACCUGAUGAUGGCACAAUUCACAGAAAAGUAAAAGAAAUUAUGCAUAAAGCUUUUUGGAAUUUAUUAGCAGAACAAUUAGAUGAAGAUCCUCCAAAUUAUACACAAGCGUUGGUUUUACUAAAGGAAAUUAAAGAAACAUUAGAUGAACUAGUAUUACCACAUCAUGCAAAAAUUCGAGAAAAUUUAAAAGAAGUACUUGAUGUGGAUUUAAUUAAACAGCAAGCAGAAAACGGUGUUUUGGACUUCCACCAUUAUGCACAAUAUGUUAUAUCCAUUAUGAGUAAAGUUUGUGCGCCAGUAAGAGAUGAGAAGAUUCGAGAACUUAGUCAAGAAACGCAUGUUAUUGAAAUAUUCAAAGGAAUAAUGGAAGUACUGCAAUUAAUGCGACUUGAUUUGGCAAAUUUUACCAUUACUAUGAUGAGACCAAAUAUAGUUGCUUCAAGUAUUGAAUACGAGAAAGCCAAGUUUGCUGAAUUCUUAAAAGUUAAUACAAAUGGUCUACAAUUUACAGAAAAAUGGUUGUUGAGGCAUUUUGAUCCAACAAAUAUUAUGAGCAGUUCGUCUGACAUUAAUGCAGCUCGUCAGCUUACCCAUUGUCUUUUAACUGAAGCGUAUCUUGAUCUUCUAGAAUGGGAUUUUAGUCCAGAUGCAGAAACUUUGAUGCUUGAUCAAAGUAGAUUACUGGAAUUGCGUGAUAAGACCAGCAGACUAAGCAUUAUAGGAUCUGUAAUAUUGCUAGUAAAUAAUACAGUAGGUGCACCAAUUCAUGGUGUAUCAAAUUUUAAGAAGAAUAUUAAACAACAUCUUAAUGUGUUGUUAGAUUCUGUACAUUCAAAUAAGGAUUUGGAAUCUGUAAUGCCAAAUAUUGUAUUACAAGUAAAAACAGACCUGAAAACGACAUUGCAAGAAAUUAAUGCUGCUUCUUUAUCUCCAGAGAUAGAAACAUUAUUAGAAGGACAGAUAUUGGAUCUCAUCAAUCCAGAACAUAAAAUAAGGCAUCUUAUAAAUUUAAGAAUUCGGCAAUUUUUACAAAAAAUAAUAUUAUCUCAAUCUACGGCACCACAACAAGUUCCACCUGGACUUUCAUCACUACAAGAAGAAUUAACAGCUAUAGUAGCUCAAUUUUUGAUACUUAUUUCUCAUAAUCGAAGUGUAUUUGGAGAAUAUUAUCAAGAAAUCAUUACUAAUGCACUUAUUAAAAAAGAAACUGAAAGUAAUAAAGAUAUGAGUGCAAUUCAUACCAUGGACUUGUAAAGCAAUUGAGAUUUUAAAUCAAUUUUUGUAAGGGAAACAUAUUUAUGUGUUCAUAAAAUAGCACAUUAAUUAAAAAAAUAAGUGACAUAUAUAUCUUAAAGUAACAAUUUAUUUGUUUUCAUACGUUAAGUUUUCUAACAAAAAAAAAAAAAGAAAAUAAAGAAUAUAUAUUAAAAACAUAAAAACAAAAACGUUAUACAGAAAAAGUUCUGAUAUUGAUGUAAGUUAUAAAAGACACAAUUAAUUGUACGAGUGAAAAAUACUUAUAAAAAGGAAAAAACAAUUUUCACAUAUAUUGCAAAUAGUAAUUAUUUGUUUUUAACUAUAUGCAAUCACUAUUUUACAUACAAGUUAACUGUAACUUAAUUUUUACUUUGUAGUUGAGCUUAUUAUGAUGAGCUGCAACUUAUUUUUUAUAUUUGAUGCUUUAACAUGAUUUCCAAAUGUUAUUUUAAAUAUUGUAUUCAAAAUCUAUAAUGAAAAAAUAUGUAACAUAUAUUUGUAUAUACAUGCAAAAAUUAAAUUAAUUCAUAAUUAAAUAUUAUUGCAUUUUUUGAAAUAACUGAAAUCAUUUUAAGUUUAUUUAUUACAUCAAAUGUAAUUCAUAAAUUGCUAUAUGGAUUCUGAUAUACAUGCAACAUUCUAUUUUUUUUAUAAAAACAAAUAUUUCCGUAUUUUUAUUAGAAAACUUAUAUUAUAACUUAUAUUUAUUGUAUAUUAUACAAAUGGCUUUUGAAUAUCAAGUAACAAACGUUCACUGCUGAAAUAUAAGUUCUUUAUAACCAUAA